CGAGGCGCGUCCUGCUCCGCGGAAGGUCCGUCGCGCAACAACGCGCAAUGUUUAGUUCCGCACCUUUGGGCGCAGUGAAAUAUGCCUUGGUGCAAACAGGGAGCUACAGACAAGCUCGUCAGAGACUUCUUACGCACCGGAGCCGCUGCGAGGAACAAGAUGAUGAAAAACUGGGGUGUGAUUGGUGGAAUAGCUGCUGCCAUGGCUGCUGGAGUCUAUGUAUUAUGGGGGCCAAUUUCAGACAGGAAGAAAAAGAGAAAAGGAUUGGUUCCUGGUCUGCUUAAUCUGGGGAACACAUGCUUUAUGAACUCACUUCUGCAGGGCCUGGCAGCCUGUCCUUCUUUCAUCAGAUGGCUUGAAGACUUUACAAGCGAAGGCAGCGUCCAUCCAGAGAGAACUGAGAGAGAGACUCAUCUGUCCAGAUCUCUGAUGCAGUUACUUAAAGCCCUGUCAGGUCAUGAUCCUGGAGAAGGUGAUGUUUUAGAUGCGGGAGGCCUUUUAGAAGCUCUCAGGCUUUACAGAUGGCACAUUAGCUCCUUCGAGGAACAGGAUGCUCAUGAGCUCUUUCAUGUUCUCACAUCAUCAUUAGAGGAGGAACGGGAACACCAACCCAGAGUCGCUCACCUGUUCGACAUGCAAACACUGGAGAAAUCUGUGGAGUCAAAAGAAAAAAACAUAAGCUGCAGAAGUGGAGGCCCAUUACAUCCUAUUCCAAGUUUAUGGAGGACUCGGCACCCUUUUCAUGGACGGUUAACAAGUUAUAUGGCUUGUAAACGCUGUGAGCAGCAGAGUCCUGUGCACUAUGAUUCUUUCGACAGCUUGUCUCUUUCUAUCCCGUCAGUACAGUGGGGCAGACCAGUUACUUUGGACCAGUGUCUCCAGCAUUUCAUCUCCUCGGAAACCAUCAAAGAAGUGGAGUGUGAAAACUGUACCAAGCAACAGGCUGGAGAGCUUGUAAAGGGAGAAGUCCUUGAGAGUCAGAGGACAACAUUUGUCAAGCAGCUGAAACUUGGAAAGUUGCCUCAGUGCCUCUGCAUCCAUCUGCAGAGACUGACGUGGUCUAAAGAGGGCACUCCCAUUAAGAGACAAGAGCAUGUUCAGUUUACAGAAUAUUUGUCUCUGGAUCGAUACAAACAUUGUACUGCUGGUCAGAACCUCCAGAGCACCAGCAGAACAAAUAAGCCCAAAGCUGCUGGAGACCCAAAAGACAAAACCAUUGCUAAUGGUGUUGGUUCAGAACACUGUAACAACAAUAAGCCACUGUCCAAUGGAACCUUUCCCUCCAUCUUUCUACACUCACCAGGACUGAGCUCACAGCUCAACCUCACUUAUGACUACAGCUCAGAGUAUCUCUUCCGCUUGACGGCCGUCCUGGUUCAUCAUGGCGACAUGCACUCUGGACACUUUGUCACUUACCGCCGCUGUCCUGCCGCUCCCCGUGGAACGUCUCCUUUUAGCUCCCAGUGGCUCUGGGUGUCUGAUGAUUCGGUUAGGAAAGCCAGCCUUCAGGAGGCGCUCUCCUCCAGCGCAUAUCUGCUCUUUUACGAACGAGUGCAAAGGCCGGGUCUGAGGGUGGAAGAGUAGCGUCUCAGCUGACCCGGGUUACUUAUACUUAGUUCAAAGCUAGAGCGUUAAUCCUCGCUUCUCUCCAUUCCAGGCCAUGCUACUACGGCCGAGUGCAACUGUGCAUCCCUGUGCAUGCAGUUUGACGUGCAUGUUGUUUCUGAUCGCUCUUUGUGAGGGAAGAUGAGGACUCUGUAUAUCAUAGUUUCCAUCUUAAUCUUGCUCCGCGUCUAUGGCGGUUGUUGUAUUAGAAAACCACUAAGUCGUUAUCUGAGCAUAAGAAUGAUGCCAGUCAUGAGUCAUUGUUGCCACUGACAUAGGGAUUCACACAGAGAUUUGAACCUGUUUUUUUGACCUAUUGACCUAGUUGACCUAGAAUUGUUGGCUUGCUCAUUAAGCUAAUUAUCUAUUAAUACCAUGUUAUGUAUUAAGUACAUUUGACAUGGUUUAUCAUGCAGUUUUUUAUUAAUAAUGUGUCUGUCAAUUCAUUAUCUCUUGUUAAUAAUAAUAUAUUUGUGCAAUUUGCAUAUAAAGGUCUUUUGUAAGACGUAAAAAUCACUAAGUUGUUUUUGUUUCACAUUUUGAGGGUAAUUAAGGGAGAAUGCAAAAUCAUGGGAUGUGUCAUCAUCAGGUGUUGCGUGUCUACAUGUAGAUCAGGGGCCCGUUUCAUAAAAUACCAAAUAAGCCAGGUUUAUUUCAGUUAGUCUGACUUAUUGUCAGUUGCUUUGGUUUAAAAUAAGUGAGACUAAUUGAAAUAAGCCUGGCUUGCCUAGUAAACUUGUUUUAUGAAACAGCCCCCAGGUUUCCUAUGAAUCCUGUGUUUUUGUUGUAUAAUGCACAUAUCCCAUGUCAUUAUAUCUUUAGUGAAUACUUAGAAGGGAAACCUAGCAAGAAUAUGGGAAUGCAAUCCAUAUUCUAAAUCCUGAGUAUUUACCAAAUAGAUUUUCUGCUGACAUAUUUCACUGUACAUCCAUUUCCAGUGUUCUUCUGUAAAUUCCUUGUUAUAUGUUGAUUGU
This is a messenger RNA of Sinocyclocheilus grahami, 2579 nucleotides long. RefSeq names its product ubiquitin specific peptidase 30 (gene usp30). Gene Ontology annotation, cellular component: nucleus; cytosol. Gene Ontology annotation, biological process: protein deubiquitination. The record is from RefSeq and is a predicted model, not a curated record. Lineage: Eukaryota; Metazoa; Chordata; Actinopteri; Cypriniformes; Cyprinidae. The transcript is spliced from 13 exons. Gene Ontology annotation, molecular function: cysteine-type deubiquitinase activity. Bases 82 to 1584 code for a protein of 500 amino acids.